CCUCACUUUUUUUUUUUUGCUGGAGUGAGCUCUGGCUGGUGUGCAGAAAAGCAGAGAGAGAAAGCAAGCAAAGGGAUCCUGUCUGCAGGACUGGAGAGUAAGCUGGGGAUCCUGUCUGCAGGACUGGAGAGUAAGCUGAGGAUCCUGUCUGCAGGACUGGAGAGUAAGCUGGGGAUCCUGUCUGCAGGACUGGAGAGUAAGCUGAGGAUCCUGUCUGCAGGACUGGAGAGUAAGCUGGGGAUCCUGCCUGUAGGACUGGAGAACAAGCUGGGGAUUCUGCCUGUAGGACUGGAGAGCAAGCUGAGGAUCUUGUCUUCAAGACUGGAGAGUAAGCUGAAGAACCUGCCUGUAUGACUGGAGAGUAAGCUGAAGAACCUGCCUGCAGGACUGGAGAGUAAGCUGAAGAACCUGCCUGCAGGACUGGAGAGUAAGCUGAAGAACCUGCCUGCAGGACUGGAGAGUAAGCUGAAGAACCUGCCUGCAGGACUGGAGAGUAAGUUGAAGAACCUGCCUGCAGGACUGGAGAGUAAGCUGAAGAACCUGCCUGCAGGACUGAAGAACCUGCCUGUAGGACUGGAGAGUAAGCUGAAGAACCUGCCUGCAGGACUGAAGAACCUGCCUGCAGGACUGGAGAGCAAGCUGAGGAUCUUGCCUUCAAGACUGGAGAGCAAGCAGAUGAUCCUGUUUGCAGACUAGAGAGCAAGCUGAAGAACCUGCCUGUAGAAUUGUAGAGAAAGCAGAGGGUCCUACCUGAAGGACUGGAGAACUAGCAGAGGAUCUUGCCUUCAAGACUGGGGAGCAAGCAGGGGAUCUUGCCUUCAAGACUGGGGAGCAAGCUGAAGAACCUCCUUGUAGAACUGUAGAGCAAGCUGAGGUUCCUACCUUCAGGGCUGGAGAGCAAACUAAGGAUCCUGUCUGCAGACUGGAGAGCAAGCUGAGCAACUUGCCUGCAGAAGUGGAGAGCAAGACUGCAGACUGAAGAGAAAGCUGACGAUCCUGCCUUCAGGACUGGAGAGCAAGCUGAGGAACCUGACUGCAGCCUGGAGAGCAAGCUGAGGAACCUGACUGCAGCCUGGAGAGCAAGCUGAGGAACCUGACUGCAGCCUGGAGAGCAAGCUGAGGAUCCAGCCUCCAGGACUUGGGAGCCAACUGAGGAUCGUGUCUUCAAGACUGGGGAGCAAGCAGGGGAACCUGACUGCAGACUGGAGAGCAAGCAGAGGAGCCUGCCCUGCCUGCCUGUGGUCCUCAGUGGAUGCUUCCGGAGAGAAGCAGAGAUGCAGCAGUGAUGGGCUAGAGAGAGCUACACCCAGCCAGGGAGCCAGGGAAGUGAAUGAGGCAUAGGAUGAAGUGGGGAUCAGCAUCUGCCCCCUCAGCCUGGCUCUAUCUCUAGGACAUGUGCAGCACUGAUCCCUCAUUGUCUAGGAUGGAUCUUCCUGGCACCUGUGGACUCUUUCUCCCCCUACUCUGCAUUUUCAGUGCGAUCACCCCUCAGACCUCCCAACAAGUCCUUAGGAUCGGAGGGAUUUUCGAGACACAAGAAAAUGAGCCAGUAAAUGUGGAAGAACUAGCCUUCAAGUUUGCAGUGACCAAUAUAAACCGGAACAGAACCCUGAUGCCCAACACAACCCUGACCUACGACAUCCAGAGGAUCAACCUGUUUGACAGCUUUGAAGCUUCCAGGAGAGCUUGUGACCAGCUUGCCCUCGGGGUAGCGGCAUUGUUUGGCCCUUCUCACAGUUCCUCGGUCAGCGCAGUCCAAUCGAUCUGCAACGCUCUGGAGGUUCCCCACAUCCAAACCCGAUGGAAACACCCCUCAGUGGAUAAUAAAGACACGUUUUUCAUCAAUCUCCAUCCAGACUAUGCUGCCAUCAGCCGAGCGGUGCUGGACCUGGUGUUACAUUACAGCUGGAAGACAGUGACUGUGGUGUAUGAAGAUAGUACAGGUUUAAUUCGCCUGCAAGAACUCAUCAAGGCCCCAUCAAGAUACAACAUCAAAAUAAAAAUCCGCCAAUUACCCUCAGGAAACAAGGACGCUCGGCCUCUGCUCAAAGAGAUGAAGAAAGCCAAGGAGUUUUAUGUGAUAUUUGAUUGCUCGCACGAAACCGCCGCCGAGAUCCUCAAACAGAUCCUCUCCAUGGGAAUGAUGACCGAAUAUUACCAUUACUUCUUUACAACAAUGGACCUCUUUGCUCUUGACCUUGAGCCAUACAGAUACAGUGGAGUAAAUAUGACUGGAUUCCGCCUACUUAACACUGACAAUCCUCAGGUGUCAUCUGUCAUCGACAAGUGGUCUAUGGAACGUCUACAAGCACCACCCAGGCCUGAAACCGGUCUCCUAGAUGGAAUGAUGACAACAGAUGCUGCCCUGAUGUAUGACGCUGUCUAUAUGGUCGCUGUUGCAACACAAAGAGCUGGCCAGCUGACUGUCAGCUCUCUACAAUGUCACCGUCACAAGCCGUGGAGAUUUGGACCUCGAUUUAUGAACCUCAUUAAGGAGGCACGGUGGGAUGGUUUGACAGGUCGGAUCACCUUCAAUAGAACGGACGGCUUGAGAAGAGAUUUCGAUUUGGAUAUUAUUAGCCUGAAGGAAGACGGCAUGGAAAAGGCUCCGGGAGAAACUACUAGUCAUUUAAAUAAAGUUUGGAAAAAGGUCGGAGUUUGGAACUCAAACAUCGGCCUUAAUAUGACCGACAAUGCAAAAGACAAGUCCACUAAUAUAACAGACUCACUAGCCAACCGGACACUUAUAGUCACCACCAUCUUGGAGGAUCCAUAUGUCAUGUACAAAAAGUCUGACAAGCCCUUGUAUGGAAACGACAGAUUCGAGGGAUACUGCUUGGAUUUACUCAAGGAGCUCUCCAACAUUCUUGGCUUUAUUUAUGAAGUCAGGCUGGUGGCAGAUGGCAAAUACGGGGCACAGAAUGACAAAGGAGAGUGGAACGGAAUGGUCCGAGAGCUCAUCGAUCAUAAAGCCGACCUGGCGGUUGCUCCUCUCACAAUCACCUACGUAAGAGAGAAGGUAAUAGACUUCUCCAAGCCAUUCAUGACCCUGGGAAUCAGCAUCUUGUACCGGAAACCUAAUGGCACCAAUCCUGGAGUCUUCUCUUUCCUCAACCCGCUGUCUCCUGACAUAUGGAUGUACGUCCUACUCGCCUGCCUGGGAGUUAGUUGUGUCCUGUUUGUCAUCGCAAGAGCGUGAGCAAAGUCUGGAUCAGGAUUGGCUGUCAUGUCUGCCAUAUUAAAGAGACUUCAGCAAGUAUUGUCUCUGACCCAGAUUCCUGAUAGAAACACUUGCAUGCUGAUGUUGUCCUGUAUAUGUUGACUUGACAAUGAUUUUGGAUUCUAGGCCAGGUACAAGAGGCCUCUGGCUUUUCAGGUGGGGUUAAAGGAAAGGUGAUGAAAACUCUUCUGUCCUACUGCCUGAAGAGCCAGAUGCUCAAAAACCGUGAAUGUAUAGACUGAGCUUAACAAAUGUUUCUCCUGUAUCAGUCAUGAGCUUCUAGUGCUAACAAUAUUUAACACAGAUUUAGAUUUAAAAAAGUAUCUAAUCUAAAAAAACAUAAUAAUUAAUAGUAAUAAAAAUUACACCAAUGGAAUACAAUAAUAAUUUAUCAAAAAUACUUAGUAAAAAACUGUCCAUAACAAAGAAAAGGUGGGUCAUCUGGUUCUGAAACCCAUUUUCAAGGACCUUGUUAGGGUAUCCUCAAAUAGGACCUUGUUAGGGUAUCCCCAAUAAAGGACACCAACAGUUAUCCAGGACAAAUGUGCCUGCAAGGAGUGUCUCUUGCCCUGGAGGGCCUGGCACAUCGAUACCUUACAUUGACUGGCCAAUGCUUUAAAUAGGUUGGGUGUAAUGCUUCAUUUCACCUGUGGCGGUGCUGCAGUGUUGGAUACAUACUGCUAGGUGCUUUUGCAGUUUAUAGCUAGUCACUGAUGAUCGCAGCAUUGGGACAACUUGUGGUCAGCCUAUUUUUAUGGGGCUAAGUUAAAGGUGGUUUGGAGAAGUAGAGUAGUUAAUUGGGAUCAACCAGGAUCAACCUGCAGAUGGGACAAUGUGAGAAGUGGCCAACAGGGAAAGGAAGAGGGAAAAAGAAUUGAGAAUCUUGACCUGUGGCUGAGGUCAAGACAAAAUAAAUUGGCAGGAUAUCGAAACCUUUACAGACAAACCAACUUUUUGACACAUGUAAAAUCAUGGUAAUCGUCAUAGUCUUUUUCCAUGUCCUGAUCUCAUAUAUUGAGGAUUUUUUUAGAUGGAUCAUGUUUCGAUUGCUCCUGAAGAAUGUUUUUUUUUUUUAUUCACUACGUUCUAGUUUAGCAUCAUAAAGCUAUGUUCUCACGGCGGUAUUUCAGAGUGAAAUUUUGUGGGGAUAUUCCACUCGAUGCAGGAGAGUCUUAUAGAUUUCUAUAGGAUUCUGUUGCACAGUGCACAUGGUGGAAAUCCCGAUUCCGGCGUCCACAGAAACAUUGAACCGAUUCUGCUCGGAAAUGCAUUGCCAUCUAUGAAAAUGAGGCAUUUCUGAGCGGUCCUGGUACUGCCGGAACAUGCAAAUGUGAGGAAUGCUAGCCUGGACAUUCUGCACAUUUUCGGUCAUGUGAACAUAGCCAUAAUGAGUCUGAGCUUAGUUUAAUGUUAAAUGAUGGAUACACUCAUAUACUUAUUUAAUUUUGUAAUAGAAUAUGACCACUGGUUGAAGCUCCAUCUGCAAUCCUUGCUUUAGAGUGUUGUCAUAAAAUCCCCUUAAAAGCUAUGGACACCUUUGCAGACUGUUUUUAAAUAGCAUUCUAUGUAUUUUAUUAAAUACAACAUUUUUACAUUUGAUUCUAGUCAACAUUUUAGACCGGUCAUCUUCUACAGAUUGCAUGUCUUGCAAUACAGUACAAGCUGCUGGAUGCUGUUAAGUGCUCAUUCAUUCAUUCAGGUGAACUCUCUAUUGGUUCAGCCUCUCUCUGCUCUUCAGAAUGUUACUUUAAGCCACUGUUUCCCAACCAGGGUGCCUCCAGC
Hyla sarda is the source of this 5002-nucleotide messenger RNA. RefSeq names its product glutamate ionotropic receptor kainate type subunit 1 (gene GRIK1). Lineage: Eukaryota; Metazoa; Chordata; Amphibia; Anura; Hylidae. The transcript is spliced from 13 exons. Gene Ontology annotation, cellular component: kainate selective glutamate receptor complex; postsynaptic membrane; plasma membrane. Gene Ontology annotation, biological process: modulation of chemical synaptic transmission; synaptic transmission, glutamatergic; monoatomic ion transport. Gene Ontology annotation, molecular function: kainate selective glutamate receptor activity; transmitter-gated monoatomic ion channel activity involved in regulation of postsynaptic membrane potential. The coding region runs from base 1394 to 3199 and encodes 601 amino acids. The record is from RefSeq and is a predicted model, not a curated record.